AUGCGUAAGGCUAUCCAACAACAUGUCGUUCGCUUGCCGGUUUCGUUCUUCGACAGCGCCAAGUCGGGAGAGCUUAUUUCCCGCAUCAUGACCGAUCCAGAGGGCAUCCGCAAUCUGGUCGGCACCGGCUUGGUGCAGCUGGUUGGCGGCCUGAUCACCGCCAGUGUUUCAAUGGUGGUGCUGUUUUACCUCAACGCCAGGAUGACCUUCUACAUCCUCGGCAUCCUGCUGGUUUUCGCCGCCGUCACCGGCUACGCCUUCAAGGUGUUGCGGCCAAUCUUUCGCCAGCGCGGUGCGAUGAACGCGGAGGUCAGCGGCCGACUCGCGGAAACCCUCGGCGGAGUGCGGAUCGUCAAGUCCUACACCGCCGAGAAGCGCGAGGAUCUGGUCUUCGCCCGCGGCGCUCACCGGCUCUACCGCCAGGUGGCCAAGACCCUGACCGGUUUCGCUGCCGUCAGCAGCCUGUCGCAGGUACUGCUUGGCGCGGUCAGCCUGGUGAUGAUGGCCGGUGGUGUCCGCGCCAUCCAAAACGGUUCGAUGACCUUCGGCGAUCUGAUGAUGUACAUCGCCUUCACCGCCAUGGUGGUGGCGCCGAUGGUGCAGAUCUCGUCGAUCAGCACCCAGCUGAGCGAGGCCUUCGCCGGCCUCGACCGCAUCCGCGAGCUGCGCCGACAAGCCACCGAGGCCGACAACGACAGCGACAAGCCACGCUUGCCGGCGGUCCGCGGCGACAUCGAGAUGCAGCGGGUGACCUUCGAAUACAAGCCCGAUCUACCGGUAUUGAAAGACAUCUCGUUCAAGGCUCCGGCCGGCACUACGACAGCCCUGGUGGGUUCGAGUGGCUCGGGCAAGAGCACCUUGAUCAGCCUGGUGAUGGCUUUCAACCGGCCCAAGUCCGGCCGCGUGCUGGUCGACGGCACCGACUUGCGGGACCUUCGCCUGGCGGACUACCGGUCGCAUUUCGGCAUCGUCAUGCAAGACAACUUCCUGUUCGACGGCACGGUGGCCGACAACAUCCGCUAUGGCAAUCCGGGUGCCACACGGGAGGCCAUCGAGGAAGCCGGCCGGGUCGCCCACUGCAGUGGAUUUGUCGCCGACUUUCCCGACGGCUACGACACCGUGGUCGGCGAGCGCGGAGUCAAGGUUUCUGGCGGCCAGCGCCAGCGCAUCGCCAUCGCACGGGCGAUCCUGGCCAACCCGACCCUGCUGAUCCUCGACGAAGCCACCUCGAGCCUCGACAGCGAGUCCGAAGCCCAGAUCCAAGAAGGCCUCGCCGCGCUGCGCCAAGGUCGCACGGCAUUCGUCAUCGCCCACCGGCUGUCGACCAUCCGCUCGGCCGACCAGAUCCUGGUGCUAGAGGACGGCGAAAUCGUCGAACGCGGCUCCCACGACGAACUCUUCGAGCUCGGCGGCCGCUACCGCGAGCUGCACGACAAGCAGUACCGGCUGGAGCAGAAUCGCUUCAUCAAUCCGGGCGAAGACUUCUCGCCCGAAUCCGACGACCCGCGCUCCAACCUGCCCAAGUCGAGCGCCAAGUUCUGA
Molecule: messenger RNA, 1542 nt
Organism: Nerophis lumbriciformis (worm pipefish)
Lineage: Eukaryota; Metazoa; Chordata; Actinopteri; Syngnathiformes; Syngnathidae
Source: RefSeq, a predicted model, not a curated record